UAAUCUUCCAAACGGCCAAACCCUAUCUCUCUCCUUCCAACACCACAAAAAAAAAAAAAAACACCUCUAUUUCCCUGUCGCUUAACCCAUUCACUUCCAAUCAUGAACCGGAGAACCCGAUCCUUAGCCAGGCAUUCCCUGACCGGAACCGAACCCUUCCUAAAGUAUCUCAAACCCGGGGCCCUAGCUCGCCUCAGGGACUCACGGAUCAGCGCCAGAUCGCACCGAAUCAGCUCCCUCUUUCAGAUCUCUCCGUCCUCUCCGCCGUCUAGUGGUGGUCAAACCUUCUCCGCAUCCAUUGACGGCUUCCCUUGCUUCGCGGCUACAGCGAGGGUCUACGGGCCCAGGUGUCUCCAGAGGAAGAAGCUAUUAGCCGCCAAAGGGAUGCUGUUUCUGAAUUCAACACAGUCGGCUCUGGAUUUGGCCGAUCCGGUUGUGGAUUUGUUAACUAGUGAAUGAAACUAGUUUAUUAUGUGAAUUUGAACUCUUUUUUUUUCCUUCCUAUUUUGGCCCUAGGUUGUAGAUUUAGUUACUCCUUUCUUGUUAAAUUGAAAAGAAACAUGAAACAAAUACUAGUAGUUGUAAUAAAUUUUUAGUUUUCCAUUUUGAA
This is a messenger RNA of Theobroma umbraticum, 610 nucleotides long. RefSeq lists its product as uncharacterized. Lineage: Eukaryota; Viridiplantae; Streptophyta; Magnoliopsida; Malvales; Malvaceae. The record is from RefSeq and is a predicted model, not a curated record.